AUCAAAUUCGUCAUUGUCGACAUCGCCGUCUCUCCGACCUCCCCGCAACUCCUAUACUCCUCAAAAAUACCUCGGUGGUCAAGCGAAGCAAAUCCUGCAACCACCCAGCAUGGCGGACGCCGACACUAAGCAGCGCAAGUCCGUUGCAUUCAGCGAAGGAUCGGUCAUUAUGGACACCAACGGUCAAGUCACAGAGUCUUCCGAGACUGAGAAGCCUGCCGACAAGGAAGUCGACGAGGUCACCGACAUGUUCAAGGGUCUUGCCAAGAAGAAGAAGUCCAAGAAAUCCAAGGACACUGAGGGCGAGGGUGAGGAGGCUGCUGGCGACGAGUUCGACCCCUCCGUCUUGAAAAAGAAGAAGAAGUCCAAGUCCAAGAAGGCCGACACUGGUGACUUCGAGGCCAAGCUUGCUGAGGCCGGUGUCUCCGAGGAGGCUGGUGAGCAGGCUGAGGAGGAGGAAGUCCUGCCCGAGGGUGAUCUUGAGGCCGGCACCGGCAUCUGGGCCCACGAUGCCACCCAAACCAUCCCCUACUCUCUUCUCGUCUCUCGGUUCUUCUCCCUCAUCCAGAGCCACCACCCCGACCUCCUGUCCAGCGGAACCAAGUCCUACAAGAUUCCUCCUCCCCAGUGCUUGCGUGAGGGUAACCGUCGUACCGUUUUCGCCAACAUUGCCGAUAUCUGCAAGCGCAUGAAGCGAUCCGACGACCACGUCAUGCAGUUCCUGUUCGCUGAAUUGGGAACCAGCGGCAGUGUCGACGGUAGCCGUCGCCUGAUCAUUAAGGGUCGUUUCGUCCAGAGACAAAUUGAGUCUGUUUUGAGGUCAUAUAUCGUGGAGUAUGUUACUUGCAAGACCUGCCGCAGCCCCGACACCGAGCUCAACAAGGGUGAGAACCGUCUGUACUUCAUUACCUGCAACUCUUGCGGAUCCCGUCGUUCCGUCGCCGCUAUCAAGACCGGUUUCCGUGGACAAGUCGGCCGCCGGAAGCGUACUGGUUAAGCGGGAUAAGCUUUGGAUUUGGCAUUUGUGGGAGAGGCAAUUUCCUAUUGUCUCUUCUUUAUGGCGUGUCACGUACUGGGAUUGGUGGAUGGUGAAAAUGAGACCCCGGCAUUGUAUCUUUCUACCGUUGGGGGUUUGAGAUGAGGAAACGAUUUGAAAGAUAGAAAUAGUUCGCCAUGAAAUGGAUUGAUAUGACCACCUAC
Penicillium pulvis is the source of this 1200-nucleotide messenger RNA. Its product is annotated as translation initiation factor eIF2 subunit beta. NCBI's taxonomy places the organism in Eukaryota, Fungi, Ascomycota, Eurotiomycetes, Eurotiales, Aspergillaceae. The record is from RefSeq and is a predicted model, not a curated record. Gene Ontology annotation, biological process: translational initiation; formation of translation preinitiation complex; formation of cytoplasmic translation initiation complex. Gene Ontology annotation, molecular function: translation initiation factor activity; mRNA binding; translation initiation factor binding. The transcript is spliced from 4 exons. Gene Ontology annotation, cellular component: eukaryotic translation initiation factor 2 complex. The coding region runs from base 110 to 997 and encodes 295 amino acids.